Batrachochytrium dendrobatidis JAM81 is the source of this 396-nucleotide messenger RNA. RefSeq lists its product as uncharacterized. The annotation marks the transcript as partial. The record is from RefSeq and is a predicted model, not a curated record. The transcript has 3 exons. Lineage: Eukaryota; Fungi; Chytridiomycota; Chytridiomycetes; Rhizophydiales. Gene Ontology annotation, molecular function: N-acetyltransferase activity. Gene Ontology annotation, biological process: mitotic sister chromatid cohesion. Gene Ontology annotation, cellular component: NatA complex.
AUAGACGAAAACACAAUUGCUGACCUGCGUAUUUUAAAUUUAUCCGUAUUACCUGUAACAUAUAAUGAUCAAUUUUAUAAGGAUGUCAUUCAGACUCAUUCAGUUGAAAUGAGCUGCUUAGCUUAUUUAAAUGGACAGGCAGUUGGUGGCAUUACAUGCCGCAAAGAAGCCUGUUCCGAUUCACUAUUUCGUGUAUAUAUUAUGACUCUUAGUGUCUUGGCACCGUACAGACGACUCAAAAUAGGUUCGAUGCUUCUUGAUACAAUCAUGAACAACAUAAAGCAUGACUGUACUUUAGACCACCUGUGUCUUCAUGUUCAAACCACUAACGAGCAGGCGUUGGGAUUUUACGGUCGCAACGGAUUCCAUAUUCAUUCGCGAUUAGAUGGAUACUAU